This is a messenger RNA of Osmerus eperlanus (European smelt), 2385 nucleotides long. Its product is annotated as rho guanine nucleotide exchange factor 12-like. Lineage: Eukaryota; Metazoa; Chordata; Actinopteri; Osmeriformes; Osmeridae. The transcript has 10 exons. The coding region runs from base 233 to 1222 and encodes 329 amino acids. Gene Ontology annotation, biological process: G protein-coupled receptor signaling pathway. Gene Ontology annotation, cellular component: cytoplasm. The record is from RefSeq and is a predicted model, not a curated record. Gene Ontology annotation, molecular function: guanyl-nucleotide exchange factor activity; G protein-coupled receptor binding.
UCCGCUGUCGUGGAAGGUCAACAAGGACAAGACCAUUGAGUUGUACACUCUGCUCCUGGAGGACAUCCUGGUGCUGCUGCAGAAGCAGGAUGAGCGUCUGGUCCUCAAGUGUCACAGUAAGAACCUGGCCGGCACCUCGGACACCAAGCACAUCUUCAGCCCUGUCAUCAACCUCACCACCGUGCUGGUGCGCUCCGUCGCCACAGACAACAAGUCGUUCUUCGUCCUCUCCAUGUCGGACAACGGAGCCCAGAUCUACGAGCUGAUGGCUCCCACUGUUUCAGACCAGAGAACGUGGCAGCGUCUGAUCACCCAGAGAGCGGAUGCCAUGAAAGUCAAACCCCACAGUGUGAUCCCCUUACCUCAGACCGAUGGAGAGAGAGAUGGUGUUGAGAUGAUAACUGCAGGGAUCUCCAGACUCACUAAGGACCCAGAUCGCACCUCCACUGGAAGCACCAGAUCCACAGAUAAAGAGGCCAUCUCUGGCUCCAGCGCUGCCCUACCCAGCCCUCUGCCAGACAGGGCCCAGUAUGGAGGGGUGGGGGCCGAGGAGGAGGAGGAGGAAGACUUUAUAGACCCAGAGCAGUCUGACAGGCUGUCCUUCCUGGGCUGUGUGGAGGCUGGGGAGGCCGACAGCCCCGGCCCCUCACCCUCCACGGCCGAUGAGGCUCUCAAGACCUUGUCGGCCCUGAAGCAGGUUCUAGUGACCCAGCUGAUGUCCCAGGAGGCCAGCGAGCGUGUGCAGCGCUCCACCGGGGCCCGCCUGCUCCGGACCACGUCCCUCCGCACCCCGGUGGACAGCCGGGCCCGGGUACCGGUCCACAACGGCUCCGACAAGGGCUGUGGGCCACCGGACGACCCGACCCAGGACCUGGGGUCUGGGGACACGGGCUUCUUCGACUCCCCUGAGGACUAUGCAGGCUACCUGGUCCUGGAGGGCUACGGGGGUCCGGGGGAGAGCUCGACCGAGGACGAGAUCUCUGCCAAGCACCUGGGCGCCUCGCGGGGCUGCGCCGGGGAUUCUGGGAUCAGCCUGCGCUUCUCCUCGGCCUCCCAGGCAGGAAGCCUGUCAUCCUUCAGCAGACUGGUGCUGUCUCACCUCCGGAACCUGCAGACCAACCUCAACCACCUCAAGGAGGUAGAGGCCAAGUACCACACCCUGGUACACCCACGGCCAGAGAGGAGCUCACCAGACACAGACCGGAACAAAGAUAAGAGAUAGUUCGAGGGGUGGAAGUUCAGACGAAGGAUUGAGUUGCUACUUCCUGUGUCGUUGACCCGGACUUCCUGUAUAAGCUUGUCCUCUCACUGUUGAGCCCCUCCCUCCGCCAGCGUCGCCCAUGGUUACCACAGAGCACGAGAGACUGAGCCCGAAAAAAAGAGUUGGAGGGAGGAGCCUCCCAGUGACCCCUCCUUCCUCAUCAGCACAUGGCAAUCAGGGAAGAGGGAUUGUCCCAAACCCCGCCCCUUACAUCCUGUCCCCGCCCCCCUACCUCCCUGCAUUUAAAGAACAAUACCAAACUGUAAAAACUGUGUGUUUAGGAUAUAUAUAUGAAACACAAGAAAAAAACAAAGGAACAUUUUUAAAGAUAAUGUAUUAAGAUUGUUGUUUUUUUUUAUCUUAAGAUGUAUUUAUUUUCUCUCUUUUUUUUGUCUGUUUUCAUAAGCAAGUGUUUGCCCAUGCUGCGUGCAUGUUUCAGGUCAUGUGAUGUGGUAGCUAGAUUGGCUGAACCUCCAAACCCAGCCCCAAGGAGGGGUGAGAGAGCAUGCUACCCCUCCCUACCCCACCUUAACCUGGUCUGAGCUGAGUGCAUCUGCAGCAGUCUGGACUGAGGCCAGACACCGAGGGUAGUGUCCUAGACUGUCAUGGAGACCAGGCUAGUGUUCUAGACCGUCAUGGAGACCAGGCUAGUGUUCUAGACCGUCAUGGAGACCAGGCUAGUGUUCUAGACUGAGUUUCCUAUCCUGUGAUGGUGUUGGGCUCUAUAAAAGCUCUAAUAUCAAUUCCAGGAUGGAGGGGAAACUGGUAUGAAGAAUCAGAGUUUCUGAUCUGGUCUUCAGUGAGUUUCUGCUUUAUUUGUAGUUGACCCCCAACCACCACCACCUCUGCUCCCCCUCUACCCCCCACCCCCCCCCCUACACACACCACCCCUUGACCCCCCUCCCCCCCACCACCGCCCCUCCAACCCAGCCAGCUCACCUCAUCCCCCAGGCUCCAGUACAGGGCUGCAGCUCCUACUGGUGUGAUCUGAAAAACCCUAACAUCACAAAGUACAUAACAUUACCUGUACAGAUGAUUGAGUUUGGAAGGCUAUGCAUACUGUAAUAACUUUAAUAAUAAUAAGCAAAACUGAAAUAAAACAGUGGCCUGACACGUUCAAAACA